Molecule: messenger RNA, 5914 nt
Organism: Branchiostoma floridae (Florida lancelet)
Lineage: Eukaryota; Metazoa; Chordata; Leptocardii; Amphioxiformes; Branchiostomatidae
Product: mucin-2-like
Exons: 4
Coding region: 92-5914 (1940 amino acids)
Source: RefSeq, a predicted model, not a curated record
GACGUCACGCAGGUAAGACCGGUACACUGUCGUCUGAUCGAGCUGUCAGUCAUGUGCGGGCGGGUCCCCGUCAGCCUAUCGCUAACCUUUCAUGCGGAUUUUAACCCUGAAAUCCCGUCAGAGUCAAGGUAGCAGUUCCUUCGGUAUGGAGGGGAGCGCGGUUCGCAAAAUGUACGGAUUUGCUGCGUCGUUUUUGUUGAUAUGUGGAGGAAUUUCGCCGGUUUUCUGUACCACAGCUAUGGGUACUACGUCACUUCCGGGUACAACUGACGUCACAAGUACGAGGGCAACUGGGGAGACAACAAUAGACCAAAGCGCCGCAACAACGAUAGCGACAUCGCCCCCUGUUACAUCAACAGAAAUGUACACUUCUACAGAUACGAGAACACUAAUAACAGCCACGAAGACAUCAGAUUCUACAACAGACGCAACAGACAUAGCCGCAACUGACGAUACAACAUUUUAUGAUGGUACUACAACGCCGAUGCCAACUGGGGAGACAACAACAGACCAAAGUGCUGUAUCAACGAUAGCAACAUCGCCCCCUAGUACAACAACAGUCGUGGACAGUUCAACAGAUACGCGAACACUGAUUACAGCUUCAAAGAUGUCUACAACAGACGCUACAGACAUGGCCGCAACUGGAGAUACAACAUCUUAUGACGGUACUACAACACCGAUGCCAACAUUACCGCCUGAUACAACUACAGUCGUUGACAGUUCAACAGAUAUCCGAACGCAAACAACAGUAUCAUCCGUUACCCAGGUCACUAACACUGCUGAAAAUUCCACCGAAUUCUCCACACAAAUCACUACUUUCCCUCCCACGUCUUCGCCAUUAGAGGAAACUACGAACGAAAAUAUGUCAACAGAGUCAGAGACUUCAACAAGGUCUGUCUCUACGAAAUACACGUUACAGACUGCGACAGGGGAUGCAUCGGAAAGUUCAACAGCUCUGACAACGAAUGUGAUCUCUACAGAACUAGAUAGAACUUCUGACAUUGUGACAACAGAAGCGACGACUGAGUUGUCAGUAUCUACUGGGGUCACUUCCACCGACAGCACAGAGGUGUCAUCUAUGACAGAUUUCACGACUUUGAUCUCAAGCAAAACGUCUAUGAAUCAACAUGCCACAACAGAGAGGGAAACUACCAUGGCGACCAAAACAGGGGAACAAACGACACCAAUCACGUCAGAGGAAAUGACGUCAACCACAAGCUUCCCGUCAUCCAUAGCGACUACAAAUAUGUUGACAGCUGAAACAAUAUCAGAGAAUACAGCCGUAACCACAGAGAUAGAACUGAACAGCAUGGCGACCACCGAGGAGAGCACACAGGUGAUUAGCACAACUGAGAUCACUGAUGCUACUUCAAGCAUUCAAGGUUCUGCGCAAACGCAGACGACCGGUAUGCAAAGUACAUCCGGGGUAAUGUCCAGUGACGUCACAACACCUCCACCAACAACAGUUGUUGAAAGCUCUACUGAUACAACCGAGUUGUCGUCCGUUGGUACCGAAGUUACAACGGUAAAUGCUCUCACGGUAAGAACUACAACGGAGGCUUUCUCGACUGAUUUAAGUACAUCCGGGAUAUUGUCCACUGACGUCACCACGCCUCCACCAACCACAGCUGUAGAAAUAUCUACAGGUACAACCGAACUGUCAUCCGUUGGUACAGAAGUUACAACGGUAGAUUCUUUCACGAUGCGAACUACAACCGAUGCCUUCUCAGCUAGUUUCAGUACAUCCGGGACGCUAUCCAGUGACGUAACAACGCCUCCGCCAACCACAGCUAUAGAAAGAUCUACUGAUGUAACCGAAUUUUCCUCCGUUGGCACCGAAGUAACAACCGAAGAUUUUGUUACGGCGCAAACUACAACCGAGGCUUUCUCAACUGGUUCAUCCGGGUUAUUUUCUAGAGACGUUACAACACCUCCACCAACAACGACCGUUGGCCCAUCUACUGAUACAACAGAAUUUUCCUCCGUUGGCAACGAAGUAACAACGGAGGAUUCUUUUACGGUGCGUACUACAACCGAGGCCUUUUCAAGCUCUGGUUUUCAAACUACAUCCGGGAUAAUUUCCAGUGACGUAACAACGCCUCCACCAACCACAGCUGCAGAAAUAUCUACUGAUGUAACCGAAUUUUCUUCCGUUGGCACCGAAGUUACAACCGAAGAUUCUUUUACGGUGCGUACCACAACCGAGGCCUUCUCAAGUACAUCCGGGAUAUUUUCCAGUGGGGUUACAACACCUCCACCAACGACGACCGCUGGCCUAUCUACUGAUACAACGGAAUUUUCCUCCGUUGGCACCGAAGUUGCAACCGAAGAUUCUUUUACGUUGCGAACCACAACCGAGGCCUUCUCAAGUACUAAUAUUCAAAGUACAUCCGGGGUACUGUCCAGUGACGUCACAACACCUCCACCAACCACAGCUGUAGAAAGAUCUACAGGUACAACUGAAUUGUCUACCGUUGGUACCGAAGUUACAACUGAAGAUUCUUUUACGUUACAAACUACAACCGAGGCCCUGUCGACUGGUUUCAGCACUGGCGCGGCAACUGAUACCACUGCGCUCCAUGCGACGGACGGAGGAACUGCAACUCAGCAGACAACACCUGAAAGCAUGUCGCUAUCUACUGACGUCGCAGAUGAAGUGUCUAGUACGGAUGUUUCUGUGACAACCGUUGAAACAACGUACGUUACAACGUCUACAACUGCUACCACAGCGAAAAGUACAACGGAGCGAACGACAGAGCCACCACCCUCUUCAAGCAAUUUUGUGUCUGAAAUUACAACACAAGCAGAUACGGACGUUACGACCGACACAACGCCUGACAUUACAACGGAUAUAUCAACAAUAGACGUAACAACAGGACUCACGGCUACAUCUGGAAUGACUACAUCGGGAAAAAGAGAGACAACCCUAGAAACGACCCAGAAUUCUAUUACAACGUUUACACAGCCAACAAGUCAGGCAACAACCCAAAGGACAACUGUUCAAACAUCCACUCCCCAGCCAACGGCCACAAGUCCACCGGUUACCACUGACGUUUCAACAGAAGAGGUUACAACUGGAACUAUGGAAUCCUCAAUGAGUGCCUCCACGUCUCCUGUUACUGAGGAUGCGUCGACAACUAUGCGCACUAUGUCACAGUCUAGUACACAAGAAUCGACGACGUCAGAGACAACGGCGCCUUCAACAACGCAGUCCACCGGUGAGCAGACAGAACAAACAACUGCGGUUCUGUUUACUACCGACAUUGUCACAGAAAUACCAGAGGAGACGCAAUCCACAACGCCAUCCUCAACUGAGCAGACGAGACCAACAGAAGCCACAACAGACGAUAGGACCGGCAGCAGCACAAUGGUACCAUCUACGCAAGGUACCAUAGACAAAAGCACGGUACCACCCGAUACCACCACAUCGUCAACCGACACAACCGGGACGAUAGGCACUGCAACAUCAUCCACAGAGCGCCCCACAGCGACUUCGGAAAUAACUACAACAGAAGAAACCAUUGGAAGUCAAACAAGUGUCGUCACUUUUGAAAUGACCACUACGGAAGAAACUACACUAGGGCCAUCUACAACACCACAGAUGUCGACGAGUAAAGGUACUACUGAAAUCACUACAGUACCUAAGACCAGUAUGACAACGGCAGCAAAAACAGACCGAACUUCUACAGGGACCGUUGGUACAUCGUCAAUUUUGAAUACCUCAAUGGAGACAACGAUGACUACUGGAUUAAGUACUGGAACAACGCUGGGCGUCACAAACAAAAGUACAAUGACGGAAAAAACGACUGAACGAACAACUGUGGAACCUGGUACUACAGAAAUUAUCACUAUGGAAGUCGAAACAACUGAUGAUUUUGGAAGUACAAAGAAAACAACGACUUUAGCCGAGACAACCACAAGGGCUACAAUAGGACAAGGUGCAACGGAGACAACAACUCUUCCACCGGCUACAACCACUGAGUCUGGUACGACAAGGAAAACUACAACGAUGGAAACUACAGUUGUUCUUACAACAGCGCUGGACAUUGGUACAGAAGAUGAAACGUCGAAUACACCAACUACAGCAAAAACAGACAACACCAAAGAAACCACCACCAUCAUAACAGCAACUGGUGCAACUACCAGUCAGAAAACCAUGACGGUACCCACAGUUACACACAUGGCAGGUUCUACGGAAGAAACCACUGCAGCGACAAUUACCAACAAAGCAACUGGUACCACAGAUGAAACAACGUUAUCCACGGGUACAUCGUUGGGACGAGGCACCACGGGUGAGACCACUAUGCCGCCAACAACGUAUGGAAGCACCAUGGCACAGGGUACCACAGAAAGUACGACGGCAGCUCCAUCAACUUCUACAGACUUUGGUACAUCGGAGGAGACGACCUUACUACAGGUGACCACGGUAAUCACAGACGAAACAACUGAGGAAGAGACGGGUACCACGAAAAGGACCACAGUACCGCCAUCUACGUCUACGGGGAUAUCUGCGACUGAGCAAACGACAAUGCCGACUACUGUUUCAUCACUUGGUACCAUGGCAACGAGUCCUAGGAUGGUAACUACGGAACAAGUAGGAAGUACAAGAGAAAUCACGAACCCAGCAAUUACCACUCCUGGACAACAGGGAACGUUGGAGUUCUCUACAGCACUGACCACUAGUCUGGAGACCGGUACAGAAGAGACAACAGUCAACACAGUUACAGAAGAAACGACAUUUCCAUCAUCUAGUACUAAAGAUAGCACAGGAACCACUAAAACCACAACCAUCAUAACUACAACAACAGAACAGGGCAUCACAGAGAAUACUGACAUGCCAUCGACGUCGACAGCGGUGCCGGGUACUGCAGAAGAAACCACGAUACUACAAAUUACCACAGAAACAGAUGUAACAGACAGUACAGAUGAAUCUACUACAAUCCAGGGGCGUACCUCACCAGAAAACACGGUGCCUUCAACGGCCACUGUAGAGACCAAGCUACCACCGACUACUACAUCGACUGAAACCACGGCUACAACAGAAACCAUGCCGCCUCCAAGUACAGCAUCUGAACUCGGCACUACAGAAGAUACGACGAUAAUUCUGAGUACCUCUGAUGAGGCAGAUAGCACAGAGGAAACAACGUUAACGCCAGCGGCAACAACGAAUGGCGACGUCACAGAAUCUACUAUUUCGUCCUCAACCUCUGCGACACAGCAGACUCUUACAAAAGAAACCACUAUGAUUCUCCCAACUACCAGGGCAGAGCGGAGUCCUACGAGGAAAACGACGAUAGCAACACCUUCGACUGAAACAGAGGAUACUUCGGUUUUUACUACCGAAGUUGUAACAGAGGAGACCUCCAUGCCACAAACUGAGGCAACUGCACAAGGUGCUACAGGUGAAACUACUGAGGUACUUACUUCAACAACGGGAAAAGGUGCCACGGUAGAAACUCCAAUGCCUUCCACAGUUACAACGGAAGAAGGUACCACAAUAGACACUUUGGAUGAGACACCAAUGCCUCCGACCUCCACCACACAGCUAGGUACCACGGACGACACACCAAUGCCUCCCACAGUUACAUCAGAGCUAGGUACCACGGACGAUACACCAAUGCCUCCCACAGUUACAACAGAGCUAGGUACCAUGGACGAUACACCAAUGCCUCCCACAGUUACAACAGAGCUAGGUAUCACAGUUGAAACUUCGAUGUCCCCGACCCCUUCAACCAAGAGAGGUACCACGGACGAGACACCAAUGCCACCCACCUCUACAUUCGAGUUAGGUACCAGUGUAGAAACCUCCACAAGUCCGACGUCUUCAACUGACUUAGGUACCACGGACGAGACAGCUAUGCCUUUGACAGUUGAAACGGAGCUAGGUACCACAGUUUCCUAUCUUGUCAAAUAG